UACACAAGCUGCAUCUUUUGUAGUCUUUGCAUGAUUAACUUAUUGCAUGACGAGAUAUUCAGCAUGUCUAUGCUGGUUUACUGUACAUAGGUUUACAAAUUUUACCUCAAGAAAAACUGCUGCACGAUUUUCUUCUAGGCGCACCUUUGACCUAAGCGGAGAUAAUGGCACAGCCACCAGAUGACACCGGAGGAGUGUCUUCUGCUCAUGGACAAAAGUACGCAGAGAAAAGGCCAAGUGACAACUGUUUGCAAGUUACAGGUUUGCACGCGGAUGAGGUUCGCUGCUGUGGAUUUCGAGGGGAAGGGAUGAGUAUCAGCCCCAGCACUUGACUAGAUGAAAAAAGUUCUACUGUUGUAUUCCUGAGAUGCUGCUGAGAACUGCGGCUGCCCUUCUAUGGAACGCUGCUUGAGGCUGCUCCUGGUCGCCCGGAAGCAGUAUGUCUGCCAGCCAGCUGGCACAGCAGUCAGACGCUUCCGUCAAAGACAACUGGUGCUGUUCCAGAAUCGUCAUGCUUAGGAAAGCAGACGUGGCCAGCCGGAACAGAAUGGAAUGGGACGAGGUCAGACGGGACCGGAUGAAACCAGAUGGUACCAGAUGGGACCGGCACGAGACCUGUAUCAAACAGGAACCCAUGACAACGGAUCAGUCAAGUCAGUGCGCAGACGUGGGGGGUGGUCGCCCGUCUGUGAUGGAAGGCAUAUCCUGCAACUGGAAAGGUACCACUAUAUUCAAGAUUCAGUGAAAUGGGCCACUUUCAAUAUUAGGAGGGUUUGAAGACUGCCUAGCACAAUUUACCAACACAACCAGUUGGGAAGAUGGCAUUCCAUGAACCUGACCAGGGAAACCUGUGUGUGGAGAUAACAUCCUCCACCACCACCACCAGCACCACAUUCUAUCAUGUCCAGGUGACAGUGGAUGCAUGCCAGUGGCUGGUGGAGCACAGGUAUUCUGCAUUUGCUGACCUCAACUCACAGCUUGUCUCUGACAAGUUGAUCCCACUGGACCUCCUUCCCGGCAAGAAGAUAAUCGGCAACCGGGAGCCAGCGUUUGUGGACCGGCGGCGCCAGGAUCUGAACACAUAUAUCAAGCGGGUGGUGGCACUGCUGCAGCUCAACAUGCCAGAUGUGCUGGCCAAGUUCCUCGAGCUGGAGACGUACGACAUCGGCUGGAUGCUACGCCGCCAGGCGUUCUUCUGCUUCGUGCACGAGGGUGCCUACGUCGGCGGCCAGCGGCAGCUGCAGAUGACGCCGAUGGAGGUGCAGGGGCUGACGCGGCUGGUGCGCGAGGGGCGCGCCGACUCGUUCUUCCACGAGAGCAAGCUGAGCACGGCGCCCAGCCAGGUGGUGGACGUGGCCUCGCAGACGCCCAGCCUACGCGUGGCCGGAUCAUGGCAGCCGCUGGCACGCUCCAACGUGCGGCCGCACACGUACGCCUUCUCGCUGGAGUUGUUCCGUUCGCUGCGCAAACUGUCACUGCACGACGUGCCCGUGUCGAGCCUGGCCUCGCUGGCAGCGCUGCGCGACCGGCUGGUGGAGCUGAGCGUCAGCGGCGGCGCCGUGCGCGACGUGCGCGACGUGCUGCUGUGCGGCGAGCUGCACCGCGACGCGCCCGCCGCCGACGCGCGCCCGCUCUGGACGUGCCUGCGCCACCUGGCGCUGCGCGACAACCACAUCCGCAGCGUGGACGAGACGGCGGCGGCGCUGGCGCCGCAGCUCACCUCGCUGGAUGUCAGCACCAACGCCGUGGAGCACAUCGGCUACCUGGCCGAGCUGCCAGCGCUGCGGCAGCUCAACCUCUCCAACAACUGCCUGACCGACGUGCCGGACCUGCACACGCGGCUGGGCAACGUGGCACGUCUGCGACUCUCGCAGAACCGGAUCGGCUCGCUGGCGCCGUUCGCGCGCCUCUUCUCGCUCGUGCAGCUCGAUCUCAGCUUCAACCAGGUGCAGGAGGUGGAAGAGGUGGGCCGGCUGCGCGGCCUGCCCUGCCUCGAGGACCUCAGCCUGGUCGGCAACCCGGUAACGACGGCCAUCGACUACCGGGCGCGCGCGCUGGAGCGACUGGGGCCGCGCGCGCCGCACGUGACCCUCGACAACGAACAGAGCUCGCAGGCCCAGCUGGAUCGCGUGCUGGUGAUGCAGGCGCUGCGCACGGCGCGCGAGGGCGGGCCCGAGUUCCUGCGCCGCGGCUGGCACGGCCGCGUCGUCACCAUCGUCUGAGCGGCCGGGCCAGGGUCGUGGGACGCCGGAGUCGGCGCGAAGGGCCUGUCUGCGGCGGUGGCCGAACACUACCGAUGUCGUGCCGCCAACAAAGCCGCGCUGGGCGUGCGGACGUCGGCUGUCUGCGCUCCGCCAGUCGGUCAGCCAGGUGCAGCUGCCUGUUCCGGCUUCGGCGGCCGGUGACUGUUUCGGACGUGGUGAUUGGUGCGCUUUGUACAUUGGUUUUACACGUGCGCUCGCGAGGUUGCCCGGGCGAUGCCCAUGUAUAGCCGGGUCCCGCAGAGCGCGUUGUUCCGGACCGCUAGCUUGUUAGGGCGAACCUGCCAAGCCUGCGAUCGCGAGCGGUAUGAAGCUGUCUCUUCCGACAACUAUGCCUUUUCGCAUAGGGCUUCCGGCGUGAGGUUUUAUGUUCGCCGAUGAUAAGGCACGCAUCGUGUGAAAACUAAUAUUAUAGGGCGUCGUCUGGUGAGAUUUGAGCGGUGCCAACGCAACGUGAGCAGAAGUGGUGAUCUGCAGGGAUCUGGGCGUCAAAUGGUCUCGACCGUCGGCGCGGCCCAAUGGAGCCCGAAUCAUCGAUCGAUGUGUGUGGAUCGGCUCCCUAGACCCGAAUGUAUCCAACUUUACACAUGUGUAUAUCGCGUGGUGCACGGGGUGUCCCGUACUGCGCGGUCUGUCAG
Molecule: messenger RNA, 2899 nt
Organism: Pollicipes pollicipes
Lineage: Eukaryota; Metazoa; Arthropoda; Thecostraca; Pollicipedomorpha; Pollicipedidae
Product: nischarin
Exons: 5
Coding region: 819-2222 (467 amino acids)
Cellular component (GO): cytoplasm
Molecular function (GO): protein binding; phosphatidylinositol binding
Source: RefSeq, a predicted model, not a curated record